AGGGACUCGUUUGUACCACGUGACCCAACACGGAAGUCAUGCCUCGCGCUGUCCAUUUGCACCACAGAUGUUUAUACUUCCACUGAGUUUUGUUUAUUUCUUUUGAAUGUAAAGAGCUUCGGAUUGCCAUUGUCACUGUCAUUGUCAAGUUAAGCGAUCGCGUUGGACUGUGACCAUGACGCAAGCAGAGAAAGAGCAAGAAAACGGAAAGGAAAAAGAAAAAGAACGCGACAAAGAGAAGGAGAGGGAGCAGCGAGGAGUGAAAAGACCCAUUGCUCCACCGACCAUCCCGGAGCCCCUGCAGGAGCAAAUACAGAGCAACUUUGUAAUCGUCAUCCAUCCCGGCUCAAGGACUCUCCGCGUUGGCCGAGCGACAGACAACCUUCCGCUCACGGUCCCGCACGUGAUAGCCCGCCGACACAAGCAAAGCGGCCAGCCCAGAUACGAAGACGCCCGACUGCUCAGGGACGGCCUGAAUGUACGACGGGCGCACGUAGCCUGUAAAGAUCUGAUUUGUUGUUCUCAUCGACCUCACUGCAUCCUUCCUCAUGCUCCGUGCCAGAAACCUGAGAGUAACGAACAGCGGCAGAACGGGCUUAAAAUGGUGGAUCAGGCCAUUUGGUCCAAGAAGAUGUCCAAUGGAGUGAGGAGGACGCCGGUGUCUGCUGAGCAGGCAAGAGCAUACAACUGUCAGAUCCGCCCAGCCGUGCUCGACGGCAGCUCCAGGGUGAAGUGGACCAACACGGCUCACCAUCCCCCUCAUUUGAUCGGAGAUGAGGCGCUGUAUGUGAAACCAACAGACUGUUACGACAUCCACUGGCCCAUAGUUCGAGGUCAACUCAACGUGCACGCCGGGCCCGGAGGCUCGCUGACUGCUGUCCUGGCCGACCUCGAGACCAUCUGGAGUCACGUUAUUCAAAAGAACUUGGAGAUUCCCCUCAAAGACCUAAAGUAUUACAGAUGCAUCCUCUUGGUGCCUGACAUUUACAACAGGCAGCAUGCCAAGGAACUGGUCUCCAUGCUGCUGCUUAAUAUGGGCUUUUCAGGUAUUCCACUCGUGAUGCUUUCAGCUCAGGCUCUGCUUUACAAAGGCCAAAAAGGCAAAAAACAGAGUUUUCUGCCAUUUGUGUGUACAGCAAUUAUAGUGCACCAGGAGUCUGUGUGUGCCACAUUUGGCAGUGGGUUGAGCAGCGCUUGCGUUGUAGACGUUGGAGACCAGAAGACCAGUCUGUGCUGCGUAGAGGACGGAGUUUCUCAUCGGAACUCCAGGUUGUCUUUGGCAUACGGGGGUGCAGACGUGACCCGCAUUUUAUUCUGGCUCCUGCAGAGGGCAGGAUUUCCCUACAGAGACUGCCAGUUGUCCAACAGAUUGGACUGUCAGCUUCUACAACAUAUAAAGGAGACACUAUGUCAUCUGGACCAGGACAUAUCUGGACUCCAAGAUCAUGAAUUCCAAACACGUUUCCCGGAUUCCCCGGCCUUUCUCUUCCAGGUUCGCUUAGGGGAUGAGAAGUUACAGGCCCCCAUGGGACUGUUCUACCCCAGCACGUUUGGUAUCGUCGGUCAGAAGAUGACGUCGCUGCAAUACCGUUCCCAAGGUGACGCCGAGGACCCUCACGAUGAACUCUAUUUACUGGCCACGCACAGCAAACAAGACCAGUCCUCAAAGUCCGCUUCAGAGCGCAAGGCGGUCUCAAGACCCGGCGGAGCUUUGGACGGCGACGUGAGUGGUCAAGGGGGUAUUGGGGAACUCUCAGAACUACCCAGGGGGAGCGGCGGUAGCGGAGCAAUGCAGGGGGAGACGGACAUCGGGCCUGCCCAAGGGGAGUGCCUGAUGGGAGUGGGGGAGGCGGAGGAGCCCCUCUCCAGGAAGACUGCCAUCCUAAACCAGUUUGAGGGCAAAGCGCUGGGCUUGGAUAAGGCCAUCCUGCAUAGCAUUGACUGCUGCGGUAAAAAAGAGAAACACAAAAUGGACCAAGUAUUCAUGCAAAAGGUUAGUAGAAGUCAAGUGUUCUCUCGUUGUCUUUUGAAAGCCUCGGAUGAGACCAAGCGAAAGAUGUACAGCUCCAUCCUGGUGGUGGGAGGAGGCCUCAUGUUUCAUGGUGCUCAGGAGUUCCUGCUUCAUCGCAUCAUCAACAAGAUGCCGCCCUCCUUCAGAAGGCUUGUGGACAACGUGGAAGUCAUCACAAGGCCCAAGGACAUGGACCCCCGACUAAUAUCGUGGAAGGGGGGAGCGGUGCUGGCCUGUCUGGACACAACACAAGAAAUGUGGAUCCACCAGAGAGAGUGGCAGCGCUUUGGCGUUCGAAUGUUACGUGAGCGAGCUGCGUUCGUUUGGUGAAACCGCACAGGCCGAGAAAAACAAGACUUUUAGUAAAAAUGGGCAGAGCAACCCAACCUGCAAAGUUUCAGGGUAGAGCAUUUUUACACAUCUGCUAUAUUUGUAUCAUUGUAAAUGGAAAGAGUGAUGCCAUUAAAGGUUGGGUACUUGUGGCAUAAUUUCAAGUUACCUCGAGUCCAUUAUAGAUUGUCAAUUCUAAAUCUCACUUCACACUACCCAAAAACAUUUUGCAAUUGUAGAAAUAUGGACAUAAUUGUAACUAAAUUCUUAGUUACAUUUAUUUAUAACCCGCUUUCGUCCUAUAGUGGCUGCAAAGUUCAUUUACUCAACUGCUUUGUUAUUUCUUUCACAAAUUAGAAAUCAAAUAAUGACAUUAAAAUAACCUGUCACUUGAAUACAUCA
Messenger RNA from Phyllopteryx taeniolatus (common seadragon), 2743 nucleotides. RefSeq names its product actin related protein 8 (gene actr8). Lineage: Eukaryota; Metazoa; Chordata; Actinopteri; Syngnathiformes; Syngnathidae. The transcript has 10 exons. Gene Ontology annotation, biological process: double-strand break repair; regulation of DNA-templated transcription. Gene Ontology annotation, cellular component: Ino80 complex. The record is from RefSeq and is a predicted model, not a curated record. The coding region runs from base 176 to 2341 and encodes 721 amino acids.